Messenger RNA from Priapulus caudatus, 2369 nucleotides. RefSeq names its product DNA-directed RNA polymerase, mitochondrial-like. The transcript has 12 exons. Bases 633 to 2369 code for a protein of 578 amino acids. Gene Ontology annotation, biological process: mitochondrial transcription. Gene Ontology annotation, cellular component: mitochondrial DNA-directed RNA polymerase complex. The record is from RefSeq and is a predicted model, not a curated record. Lineage: Eukaryota; Metazoa; Priapulida; Priapulimorpha; Priapulimorphida; Priapulidae. Gene Ontology annotation, molecular function: mitochondrial promoter sequence-specific DNA binding; DNA-directed RNA polymerase activity; protein binding.
UUGGUGCGCAUAUAUGCAUGGUUCGAAGUUAUUGAGGACUGAAACAUGUCCUGCAUGUUAGGAAAAAGCAUAGUGAUCAAAUAUGGAAUAAGGAAACUAAAUAGUAGUAUUCGUGCUGCAAGUGAAGAUUUAAAUAGUUGCGCACAUCUAUGCGAAUCGUGCAACCGUCUUAAAUCUCACGUCUUUAGUCCUGGAAGCAAUACAACUGGCGCUGCCAGGCGCUUGUAUUCUUCUGCCCCUCAUCCAAAAUGUAAGAACUCUCCAUCAGUGGUAAAAGAAAAAUCCACACCAAAGGGAAAGUCACAGCGAGUCAAUGAACACGAAUCUGCAUCUGCGCUACAAAGAAGUGAAGGUUCUUCCACGCAGGGCAGCAGUGCUUAUAAUAAGCUACUGUCCUUGCUGGAUUGCAGGUUAGAGCAGCUGAUCUAUCAGGACGGCGAUUUGAAGACAUCUCUGCAGAGACAGCUGUGGCAGAAGCGGUCGUCGAAGGUACAGCAUACUCUUGCUCAGCUCAGUCGUCUCUAUGGAGAACAGCAGGUGACCACGCACGAGCAUGCAGAGGAGGAAAAAUGUGACGUCGCUCACAAAAAACCGCAGCAGAAGAAAGCGCGUGAACGUACGGACAAGGAGAAAUGCAGCGUCGUGCACGGGAAACGGCAGAAGGCAACUACGCGCGAGCGUACGGACGAGGAGAGACGCAGUGCCGGGAUCGAAAAACGGCAGAAGGUGACUACGCGCGAGCGUACAGAGGAGGAGAGGCGCGGUGCUGGGAUCGAAAAACGGCAGAAGGUGACUACACGCGCGAGCGUACGGAGGAGGAGAGACGCGGUGCCACGCAUGGCAAGCAUGAUGGCGGCUCACCUCGCACCGUGACCAUGGCUGCCACGGCGACCAGCGACGUCCAUCGGCACGGACAAUCGUCCGAUGCAGUCGCGCACGACGACGCGUAUCCGAUACACGCGGCGUCCGAGGACGACGCGAUUCGUCGGGCAGCGCCCACGAAGCGACUCGAUCUGAGCGUGCUGGGAUACGAUGAGUUCCGGUGCGAUGAGAUGGACGACUCGGUGGAGAACGAUCUGCGGCUGGGUGAGGCGGCUGAGGAGCGCGAUCACGAGCUACCUGCCGUAGUCGAACUGGGCUUCAACAAUAACCUGAAGGUUUACGUCGAUGCGUGCAUCAACACUAAGAUGUUGUCACGGGCUCAAACUACAGUACGUUUUUAUCAAAGAAGAGCAAUUAAACAUCCAAAGACAAACUGCAAGGUCUCUAAUGUGGAAAUCUUCAAUCUGCUUGGGCAUGCAUGGGCUAAAAAGGGCAACAUAGAGCGAAUCAAGGAGGUGUUUCGUAUGAUGCGUGAGGGAGGUGUGUUGCCAAAUCAUCAGUCGUAUGCGGCGGGUCUAGAGUGCCUAGCUAGGCAGGACAUGUUUGACUGCGACCUCGGAGAGAGAAUCCUCAGACAGAUGGAGAAAAAUGGUUUACAAGUUGAAGCUAUCUUUAACAAGUGUGUGUUCCAUGGGAGUGACAGAGAGAAGGUACAUGAGGCAAUACUUCGCAUUAGACCCGGUAUUGUGUUCAGCCUUCCGAAGGAAUAUGCGGGUUAUGCAACAAAGCUGCUCACCCAUCUUAAUGUGAAACAGAACAAGGUGUGGCAGGACACUCCGUACCUGCAGCUGUUUACGGCGGCUGGACUAGCGCGACAGGGACGCUUGCAGUAUGAGCACGAGGUCACCGGAGUGGUUGGGAUCGAGUCAGUCGAGAAGAGGCCGCCACCGGAUCGUCACACGCUGGAGAUGAGAAAGCUGCUUGCUGAGAAUCAGAUAAAGUGGAAGAAGGUGCUGCACACUGCCUUCGAUAGAAACACAAAAGUACUGAGCAAUAAGCUGUCAAACACGAAGGCCGUGAACAUACUGCCGUUCCUGCGUGUUCUCCGCACGGAGGAGUUCGUUGACGUCAUGUUACAGGAGGUUCGCACGCUCGCGGAGUCGUCAGAGACGUUCAGUGCCGCGAUGCAGACGCUGUAUCGUGGCAUGGGUCAGCGCGUGCUCAACCGCUACACAACACGCAGCAAGAUCAGCAGCGGCCUCGCAGCCAAGAUUCAGAAGUUGUAUGACGAGCACCUGCAAUAUUUCAUUGAUCCUGCGCUGACAAGUUCAAUGAAUCCAAGAGAGCACUGGCAAAAGUUGCUGGAUGCCACACCAGAGGGGCCCACAGUGGAUGUAGAGGACAGUGCAUGGCCAUACAAUGUGCUAAAUGGGGUGGGGAAGUUUCUAUAUGACAUCAUCAUUCAUGAGAUUAAGAUAGAUGUCAGUGCAUCUAGGGGCAAAGGACCAGGGAAACUACCGCAUAUGCAUGCCACUGGCCGUCUUUGA